UCACAUUCCCCUAAAGUUAUCCUAUUCUCCGUCCUCAUCUCCAGCAUAGGACUAAGCAAGAAUUCUCCUAGCUCCACUCCCCCAUCUGCUCACGUUUUGUUUUUUUCUUCUCCGCCCCCCUUGCGGCAAACAGCCUGCUUCAGACCAAAUACAAAUUCGCUCAGUUAGCCAGUCGGAGAUCGAGUGUGCCUGGGCAAAAGAUUUUGGUCCCAACUCGACUCAGAGCAAAGCCCGCCCGCCCUGCUCCUUUGUAUGUAACCGGACAUCCUUCCAUAUCCCUCCAUUUCUCCAAGUGUAGGCCCGUUUGCCCUAUCCGGAUUCCAGAACCUGCGACAGACGCGAAAAAACUGGAUAGGGAAAAGCCAGGGCAGAUCACAAGACAGCAAACGAAGAGAGACACGUCGGUCCUCCUGUCAAUAUUGACAACGGAUCUAUCUAAGUCAUCUCCGGGAUUGUUCCUCAUUCAGCCCAUUGCCCAGGGGCAGUCGUCAUUACAAGGGUCCCAUUUCCUUAUAUCCAUAUAAACUCCCAGGCACUACCAGGCGAUCCUUUUGCGGUAUGCUAUGACUGCAACCACAUGAACAUAGGUUCCUGUUCUGCCAUUAUACAUCAUCAUCAUCAUCACCAUCGCCAUCGCCAUCAUCAUCAUCGUCAUUAGAUAACACCUCUUGGAGACCUACAACGACAACUGCUACUACAACUGAUUCUACCUACCACUACCUGCAACACCGGAAAGUUUACCCUACGCCUGUCCGAUACGUGCAGAUAUCUGCAUGAACCAACCUCGAAAUAUCGCUGAGAAACACCACCGCCGUGACGUCGACUACUGCCGUCCUUCUCCCCGCUGCCAGCGCGGCAACAGCAUUCCGUAACCUGUCUGCUGUGCAGGACACUGGGUCCUUCACUCUACGGGGAAUGGAAGAGAGCGAUAGAGACCGUCCACCGUCGACGCGCCACGGGGACGAACCAUCGUAUGGGGGGCAGCCUUUACUAAACCCUAUAAACUACCAAUCCGAAUACCAACAGGAGUCUCAGCAUCGUCAGCAGAACUACCCACCCUACACCUCAAACUUGGUAUAUAAUAUCCCUCAGCAGACACAUGGCUCAAGCUAUGCUCCGGUUCAGUCAUAUGCCCCACGGCAGACUGCUGCCAUUGAGGUGCUUUCGAGUCAGUUUGCCGGAUCUUCUCAGUACUAUGUUGCGGGGGACUCCCCGACAUCUGUGCCUGCGGGCGUCUCUCACCACCCAUCCUCAUCGCAGUUCUCCAGCCCAUCUUACGCCCAGUACAGCCCCACUGCCGCCCGCCUCCCGCACGCUUACGCCUCUGCCAUGCCGGAGCUAAACCAGCCCCCGGCCUCGGAGCCUGUCGAGGAUCCAGAAUUCACGCAACAGAAUCACACGGCAGCGGCGCUGGAUGACGCUUACAACCAAUACCAGAGUGCCCUGAAACGCACGUUUCAAAACAUGAGAGAUGGUCGGUUGGGGGAAGCGGGGACCUCCCUCCUUACGAUUUCAGAUUGGCUUCUAUCCAAUGCCGUGGAGUUGGGUAUGUGAACCUUCCCCCCCUCCCUUUCUAUCUUCUGAUAGCGCUCAUGCAUACCCAAUUACUCUGUCCAUCUGUGUUUUUUUUUCUUUUUUUCUUCAUCUGCGAUUAUUGUUCGAUAUGCAAAGAGAUCUCUUAGUAAUACAGGCUGAGAAACAGUGACAGGAUUAGUGCGCGACGAGCAGGAGCUAUACGGGGAUCGGACAAGGUUGUGGAACGAGUUUAAUACCUGCUGGCUGGUGGUACUACAAAAAGAGAAGGAGAUGCUACAAGAGUACAUUGCUACGGGUCAGGCGCCCCAGCCCCCACGAGAAAUUCUGCGGGAGGAAAUGUUAGAGAGGAUGGGACGGGAGUUGAUCGCAUUAUGCGAUUCUAUGGAAAGACAUGGUUUGGUAGAUUACCAGAUGGGUGUAUGGGAGGAGGAGAUUUUAGGUGGUGAGUUGAGGCCGAAUUACUUUUUCCCAAAUUGUUGCGAGCAAGAAGAAGAAAAAAAAAAAAAAACUAAACAUAUGAACCAUGGUAAAGCGAUCCAAGAGUGCCUGGAUCUGUUAGAGGGGAACGCGGAAUCCGGGGCGCCACCGGAAGGAUCUACCUCAGCUUCAGCUGCACCUCGAAAUCCCGACCGCUCGGCUGGGAGCCAACACAAUUCGUGA
Molecule: messenger RNA, 2196 nt
Organism: Tuber aestivum (summer truffle)
Lineage: Eukaryota; Fungi; Ascomycota; Pezizomycetes; Pezizales; Tuberaceae
Source: the annotation of a GenBank genome assembly